Molecule: messenger RNA, 5817 nt
Organism: Chilo suppressalis (striped riceborer)
Lineage: Eukaryota; Metazoa; Arthropoda; Insecta; Lepidoptera; Crambidae
Source: the annotation of a GenBank genome assembly
AGUCGUGUUUAGUUAUCACAGAGCGCGCGCGUCAGCUAUGCGCACUCGCUGUGCGCCCUGACAUGUUACCAUUUAUAACGCUUGGAGAGAGUUUCUUAUGUUUAGUGAUAGUGUUAACGAACCAUCAUGACUCAGGAAGAAAUAUACACUCGUCUGGAUGAAGACCUUCAUAUCUCUUCUUCAGAUAAUAUCGAUGAUGACGAUGUUGUUAUUAGAAGACAGAAGAAGCGAACCGUCAGGGACAUGAUCCUUCGUUUUGAGCAGACUUCAUCAAACAGCCACCAUUCGUCUACCGAAUCCCUAGAAAGGUCUAAGGAUUCGCUGCACGGAAGUUUGUCUAGUGUUGUGAACCCACUCCAAAUGCAUUUUCAACACCUAUGCCCAGUGACGAGAUCUCAAGAUAGGAACUCUAAUAUAUCAGUUAAUUCUGUACUAUCUAAUGUGUCAGUGAACAGUUUUGAAUCCAGCUCUUCCGGUUUCAUUUCCGAUAGAAAGUCAGGUCGAGAAAGCCUCGUACCGCAUAGACAAGCACCACCACCCCCUGAACCUUUUAAUGAUAGUUGCUCCUCUUCAGAAAGCAAAUCGCCUGUGCCGCAAGAUGUCGGUCACGUUGAAAGACGAUACUCUUUUACUACACCAAACACUUCCCCCAAAAGCAACAGGCGCACUCGAAAACCACCAGUAAUAAGAAAAAAGUCUAAUGCCAGCAAUUUGAAUUCUGGUGAAGCACACUGGUCUUAUGGUGUAAGACAAAGCGAUUUAGAAAAAUUGCUUAGACUUAAAAGAUCAGAAGUAUCAGAUUGUGAAGACGAGAGUAAAAGUAUUAGUGCUAGAUCAGGAAACGGGAGUAUUACGAGCAGUAGUAGUUCAGAAAGUAGUGAUAGAGGUAAAGAAUAUAUACUUAACAAUGAAGACGAUGGUAGAACGGAUACGCUUUCAGGGGAUCAUUCCACGGACACUUUAAUAAAUGAAGAAGAAAAUAGUGAGAGGGACGAUUUAUCUGUUGCAUCAGGUGAAUCUGGUGCCCAAAGUAAUUAUGACAAUGUUAGUAUUAAGUCUAUUUCGUCGUUAGACAUGGUGCCGUAUCAAAAAUAUGAUAGCAUCACCGUUUCAUCAGACGAAUUCGGUUCAGAAGUGUGCCAUGCUCCUGACACUGAGUUCUUGACUGUUAGUGCAGUGAAUGAGUGGUGUGUUACUAGGUCUGUGGCGCCAACAUUAUUGCCAGUGGAAUCUAAAAAGGAAAAAUAUCGCAGACGACUAACGGAACGUGUCAACGAGCUGGUGCACACCGAGAACGUAUACGUGGAGAGGCUAAGGCACGUAAUAGAGAACUACAUGCCGGAGAUGCACCGGCAGGACCUGCCCACGCCCCUGUGCGGCAUGAAGUGGGUCAUCUUCUGCAACCUUGAGGACAUAUAUGGCUUCCACUCGAAGGAGUUCCUGCCGGCGUUGCGGGAGUGCGAGAACGACCUCAGAAAGCUGGGGCAGUGUUUUAGGAAUUUUGAACCGAGGUUCAACAUGUAUGUAAUGUACUCUAGAAAUAAUAAAAGAGCAACGAGACUAGUGUACGAAAACAAGCAAUUCUUUCAGGAGAAGCAACUAGAACUAGGCGAGAGAUUAGAUCUCUCGAGUUACCUAUUAGAACCAAUACAAAGGAUUCCGAGGUAUAAACUGUUCCUAGCAGAUUUGGUGAAGACAUACACGAGUUACGAAAACGAGAAGGCGGAUACGGAUUCUAGAAUAUCUAAAUUAAGCGUAGAUAGCGAUGAAACUGGUGGUAGUAAUGGUGAUUCUGACAAUGAAGAAACUCCCCUAGAAAGUCUUAAGAUGGCUAAAACUGUGGUCGAACGAAUAUUGACUGCGGUCGAUGAAAUAAUGGCGUUAGAAAAUAUAUCGGAUUGUCCGUUUAACCUCAACCUGCUGUACCAAGGUCGUUUACUCCGCCAGAAUGAGUUCUAUGCGAUGGACAACGCUCGUCGGCGGAGACAGCUGAUGAGGGUCUUCCUUUUCGAUAAGCUGGUACUCAUCACAGCAGUAUAUCGAAAGCAACCAAGAGUAGAACACUUCAUAUACAAAGACCACAUACCAGUCGACGACCUGGGCAUCACGGCGAAAGAGCAAGACCAGCAUAAAUUCACAAUAUGGUACAAAAACCGAAACCUGAAAUCGUACAAGAUGGAGACUACGGAUACCGCUGUGAGGAACGCGUGGGUGGAAGAAAUCACAUCCUUGUUGUGGGAGCAAGCGAUGCAGAAGAAAGAACUCCUUCUGCAGCAACGCAAAAAGAGAAUAUCUAUGGCAUCCAUGGAUGGACAAAAGUUGGGGGAAGAUGAGAAAAAUGACGAUAAAUAUAACUCUCUCCGUGGAGUACCGGGAGAAGUCAGAAGGAUAAUGGAGAAGAAGGACAGAAGAACGACUUGGUAUUGUGAAUGAACCAAUCACCGCGAAAAAUUCAAUGUAUUUAAGUAAAAUAAAAAGAAACAUUUAAAUUGACCUUACCUACCGGAAAAUGAUAUAGAUAAAAAAGUCAUUUAAAUAAUUUUAGGGUAAAAAGAAUAUAUUUUGUUAUGAAGUCAUUAAUUACGAUAGAGUUAUUAUUUUACUUGUUAAAUCUGUAAUAAAGUUUUAUGAUAAUUGAAAUUUUUAUAGACGGAUUUCACUUUAGUGGGUUUCGGUGGAAUGUAGGUAUAAAAUAUGUUAUCUGGAACAUUGUAGAAGUAUGAAAUAUAUCGUUGAUCAUGAACAAUGUAUGUAAAUAUCAUUCGACUAGUUUUUUAUAGUGAAAUUCAAAUAGUUUUUUCUGUGAACAGUAUGCAGAAAUAAUCAAAUUAGGUCAUGUUCUAGUGGUUUAAAAUAGCGUUGUUUGUAUAAAACAUUUAAGAUAUGUUUUAUAUAUGAAUUACUAGCUGAAACAAUAUAAGCACCCAAACAUUAAUUUAUGCUUCUUCUACAGUUCGUUUUAUUGUGGAAUCGUAUUUGAUGUCGAAUUUCCUUCUUCGAAAAGAUUUUGAAUAGUCUAAUUCUGCUGCUUAAAAUGCUACCAAUUGUAAAAGGGAUAUUCAAGUAAUUUUGAUUCUGACAAAAUACUAAAAACAUUAAGUUUCCGCUUCGAAUUCAUUGAGGUCGACUAACAGAGAGUAUUUUUAUUCAGUUACGUUUACUUAAACGACAAAAGUAGAGAGAGUACGUAGAGUUACAUAGUUUAAUAUUGGUUUUAAUAAAUUAAUGUGAACCCAAUAGCAAUUUGUUUCUUCGUAAAGUAGACUACAGGGAUAAUGACUUAUUUUAUUUGUUCAUCUAUCAGGUAGAUAAUCAAAAAUUAUUGGCCACGUAUUUUUUCUUUAUUCACAUAAUCAAAAAACAUUACAAACAUAUAUUUGUUUCUUAGAUUUUCACGCACAUCACUCAUUAAACAAAACCAGUUUCAACGGGUUAGAUAGGGUCAUUAUUCUGACAAUGCAUUCCUGCAAAGGCUGCGAAACGUCAAUAAAUAAAAUGCAAUCAGUGCAUCUAACCUGUUGAAACUUGAUUUGUUUAAUUACCAAGAUAUAUUGAUUUGAAAUGUCGCAUGACGUAACGUUCUCGUGCAAUUUUUCCUUAGAAGUGACGUCACGGCUUUAUGUUUGUAAUUUUUUUUAGUUAAUUGACGAAUGAAAAAUAAUUUUCUAUAUUUUUCGAUAAUCUAACUAACUGUUGGACUAAACAGAAUUUCGAUUAUGUCACCCCGGCAUCACCCAUAUUAUCCAUACACAGAAACACGCACUAAUAUUUUACAUAUCAAAUCUAGCCAAACCUAAUAAAUAUAUGGUCAUACUUGUAGGCAUAUUCACUAAUUGCUUUUGACAGAUAAAAGUGAUAAUCACUGAGCAAUUUAGUGAUCCAUUACUGCUUUAUUAUAACGCCACUAAGAUACUUGUUCUCGAAAGCAUCGAUGGAUAUGCAAUUAUCUCUUUAUUUGCACACUGUAAAUGUCAAAAAAGUUAGCAGAUAGGCUGGCAGGUUAUACACAGAGAUAUCUAUAAAUUUCAAAGUAUAACAUAUGACAAUAUAAACUUAAAUUAAAUUGACGUCUCAUUGUCAUUCGAUGUUUCAAUUUCAAUUAAGUGGUCACCAUUUUUUUUUAAUGAUAGACAUGGUCUUACUUCUUCUUUCUUUCUUCAUUGGAAAGUAAAUGAGAAUGAAAAAAUAAAUAAAAAAAAAGUUAUUCAGAUUACGAUAAGUAUUUAAUAAAAUUAAGUUAUUCAGUCGCUAUCCAAAGAAGGCAAUGAAAUGGUUAAAAAAAUAAGUUGUAAAUAUGAUUUGUAAUUUAUUUUGUUGUGAGAACAGUUAUUUUUUAUUUUAAAUUAAUCAUAAUUAAAAGAGAAUUUACUUUAAUGCGUUGACUGUUUAAGUAGUUAUGAUAAAGUAAAUUUCAAGAAAAAAAUCAAAACGUUAUUCAAUAAUAAAACAAACAGAGAAAACAUUGGUAUAGCGUUUCAAAUAAAUGUGUUUUUCUUUAAGAUAAAAUACCAAAGUAAUGUGGAUUUUUCGGUAUUAUGAAAUUGUAAUGAUGAUUUUAAAUGUGAUAUGAUAGAAAAACAAAGAUUAUUUCAAAGAAUAGUAUUAAAAUUUUAAAAUUCAGUCAUAAAUGUAUUUAAAUUAAAUUGUAUUUUCCCAAAACUUAAUUAAUAAUUUGUAAAUAAGUAUUAUUGUAAUUUUAGUAACCAGUUUGCUCAGCUGCAAACGAUUCAAAGUUUUUAUUGAAUAUAAAAUUGUUUAUUAUGAGUAUUUGUUUUGAUUAUGUUAGGUACAUCCUUUUAUUAAAUACAAGUGGCCCGCUAUGUAGUGUAGUCUAUAGUUUUUGUUCAAAGGCUUGUAUUAUACACAAUGCCUUUCACCACAAUAAUUAUAAACCUUCCAUUCCAAGUACAAAAAUUGUUGCGUAGUUUAGGACCCGUUGUACCAAAUGCACCGUUGUUCUGCUAUUCCUAUUUCAAAAAUUCUUUUUGUAUUUAAUAGUGCAUUUAUCGAGGACGGUUAUAAUAGGCUAUAUAACAUCAGGCUACGACCAGUAGCAGCGAAACACCAAUGAAAAUGUUGCAAAUACGACUAAAAAUAUUUAAUUUGGGAGAUUCCGUUGCUUGCGCUGGGUUGUUUCCUUUUAAAAAUUCUGUAUUAUAGUCCGCGACAGCAUAAUAUGUCCAUAUUUUAAGUUCGACUCACUAUAACCUUUUUCUUCAAAUUAACGCGGGUGAAACCGCAGGGGACCUCUAGUUGUGUCAUAGCUGUGAUAGUUAGACAUAUGGAAUCGCAGACUUUUUUGUAGAUAUAUCUCUUCUCUUCUCUCUCUCUUCUUUCUUCUUCUUUAAAACUUUAGUACAACACUUUGCUCUAUUGUCAAUGACUUCCACAGCGUACGUGAUAUAAGGUUUGUUUGGUAUUUUUUACACACGUUGGGUUACAUUAUCGAAGUUCUCAUACGGUACCCUAACUUAAAAAAAAAAACAAUCAAUAGCCAACGUUUAUCACGGAUAAUGAAGAAUUCUAAAUGUGAAAGAAUUUCUCGAAUCGGUUCAGUAGUUUCGGAGCCAAUUCAAUAUAAACUAACAAACAAUCAAAUCUUUCCUCUUUAUAAUAUUAGUAUAGACAAUGUUCUAUUCUAUUUCUUUCAUCGAGAAGCUAUUGGUUUCCUAAAGAGUAAUUUACAAUUUCUUACAGUAGCUUCCGUUUCAUUACUAUUACCUAUUUGCUACGUCUGUCAUUUUAAAUGUUUUCAAUAAUUACUGAAUGGACUUUCAUAUGACGACCUCCUUGGCAUGGGUUUAUACGCCGGGUUUC